GUGCAUAUCGUAUGGUAGUCUUCAAGAAGAUCAAUGGCUGUUGCAUUGUAUUGAACUGUUUAUGCCUGUAAAUGAAUCAUGUCACAUGCAGUUUUAACAUGCCAAAACUUUGUUGACGUUUGGAAAUAAACGUCGGUUAGUCCAAAUAAUUUUAAAAAUUUCAACAUGGCUGACAGUACUGAUGCUCCAAUAGAUCUAGUGUUCGGUGAGGAUGAUGAAGCUGACCAUGAUCAGAUUUUAUUGGACAUUGAAACCCCAAGAGGCAAACCACCAGAUCUGACAAACCUGUUUCAAGCCAGCAUUGAAGCUCCAUCUAUAAUUGUUUCUGAGCCAGAUAGUGCACCUCAAGAAGAACAGAUAUUUGAUGACAAUAGCAAGGCAGAUACAUGUUUCAAUGUUUUUGAAGGUGUCAAUGAUGUUGGUGAUGUUAAUGCAAUAAGUGCUGAUGAUGAUUCCAAUGGUCAGAAUAAAAAUGCAGACAAUAGUGAAGAAACUCAUGGAAAGGAAAGGUUUGAUGAUGAAAAUGUUCAUUCAGGAAGCUCAAUUAUAGAGGCAGCUGAUUCGAAUAAUUCUGCAGCUAAUAAAGAUCCUUUGAAAACACAAAAUGAAAAGGUUAUGGACAAGAAAGAUGAGACUAAUAAGAAUACCAAUGUCACUGAUGGUAAUGACAAGAACAAAGUUGAUAGCAGAUCUGGGAAAGUCAAAGAACCAUUAAGACCAAUGAUAUCAUCUGGAGUCCCAUCUCUUAGUGAGAAACAAAAAUCUACAAAAAAAACUGGCGAAGAGUCAAAUGAAGCCUACAGCACUCAGUCUAAGGAGUUCUCUGAUCUGAAACAGCUGGACACAGAAAUAAAAGCAGUGAUUGAAACAGGGAAGGAGAUUGCCCAUGGUGAUAAUACGAUAGCCACAGACGUGAGUCUUAGUGGUAUUAUGAUGACAGAGAAACAGGAGGAGAAUUCUGAUGAUGAGUUUGACUUUGAUCUCCCUCCAGCCGCCCAACAAAAGCAGGGGCCAACCCAUCCAGUCCCAGUCUCUCAAACUUCAGCUCCAAAACCUCCAGCACCUAUAUAUCCAGCCCCAGAACUCCAGGCACAGGGUGGUCAAUCAAGCAAACCAGCCACUGUCCCAAGUGGGUCAGUAGGGAUUCAGCCAUCUGUUGGGGUGGUGAACAGUAGCAGGGUGGAUUCAAGGGAGACAACUCUUCCAUUUACAUCUGCCUCCAGUGUAAUUACCUCCCCUGGUGCAGGGAAAGCUGCUGUGGGCCAGAAACCUGUGGCUAUUAUAAAGCCGACAACUCAAGUACAGAAUGUGGAUGUGGUUUCUAUACCUCAGACACAGCCUGUUAAUCAACCUACUGUUGUCACUGCAACAUUUGCGCCUAGCCACAGUGGCCUUGAAGCUGCACAGGAUGAGUGGGACAAAGUUACUACUAUACAGGCUGGUUUCAAGGGCACAAGCACUGAGGCUAGAGGUGUGGAGCCCACCAUAGUAGAAACAGUUAAACCCAUGUCCACUUACGAGUUCAUUGAAGCCAUGAAAACACAAGACUUCUCCAAUGUCAAGGGCGGUAUCAAGUGCAAUGUAGAGAGGCGGGGCUUAUCUGCGUUCGUUAAUUUGUUGUUUGGGCCUCCAAAACUUCACCGAGAUCUCCUGUCUGAAAGAGAAAGGGUCUUCUGUAUUGCUGCUAGUCAACUUAGCAAUGAUAACACCAUCCAUAUGCGGACUUUACAGACAAUAUACAAGAGCCUGACUGGGUCCAAGUUUGACUGCCCUAGAAUGGGCAGUCACUGGGAGGAGAUUGGAUUUCAAGGGAUGGACCCUUCUACAGACCUUCGAGGUGCAGGACUUCUGGGUCUCAUGAACCUGCUCUAUAUUCUCAAGGACCCUAAGAAGAUGUCUCUGGCCAGUGAUAUAUACAGACUCUCCAUUCAUCCAACACAGAAUUUCCCAUUCUGUGUGAUGGGCAUUAACCUAUCUAGGAUCACACUUCAAACACUCCGAGAAGAUCUCCUUAACAAGGAGUGUAAUCGUCGAGGUGAUGUUAUGUCCGUGGUCAACGAGUUCUACGCAGCUCUCUACUUCCAAAUGUACCAGGUUUGGAAGACACAGGGCAAGACAAUCUCAGACUCAGGAUAUGUUAUUAAAGAGUUGGAGAUACGAGCAAAAAAGAACCCGAGAGAUAUUCUCCGCCAUCUUGAUGAGUAUCUCAACAGAAAGACGGUGGUUGUGCCUCAAGUACAGUCAGACGCCGGGGGAGAUAACUUUACAAAUGUCUGUGAUGACUGAAUGAACAAUACUCAAAAGCUACUUGGAUGUAAUAUUUUGAUGAGCCAUAAAUUGUACGAAAUCAUGUUGAUCAACUCAUGGUUUAUUAACACUAGAUUGAUUUUUAGCAAGUCUGUUAUUCAAAGAAAAAAGUUAAAGCUGCCAGUUUGAAUCGUUUUGACCACAUUUUUAUUUUUUGUCUUUGAAUGGGCCAAUUUUGGGGUAAAUGUCUGGAAAAUGGUAAUAAAAGACUGUUGACAAAGAUCAGAUCGCAAUUUAUCAUAUUUAAGUUUGAAAAUUGAUUAUUUAUGGCAUUACUAACACUUGAAGAAAAUGAACUUUGCUGCAGUUUUACCAAACAUUUGAGAUUUAAUCUAUUGUGAAUUAUUUAAUUUGACUGAAUUGAAGGCAUUCAUGUCCAAAUCAGCCGAUUCUGAGACAACUAUUUUAAAAAGUGUCAAAACUUACAACUUGUGAGAGUGCAGCUUUAAGGUAAUGUCAUAGCUUUGGUGUCAUUUUAGUUGUCGCUGUUGUUGUGCAAAAAAUCAAACCUUGACUGUUACUCAAAAACUAGUUCUUUUUUAAGAUAUAUUGAGCUGAUUAUCAUUGAGCACACAGGAGCAAGUGAUGUACCAAUGCUUGUGUUCUUUGGCAAGGUGACUUAGAGUUUAGGUCACACUUACAUAGAGUUCAAUGUUUUCCUUCAUACAUAAGCCACUGCUCAGGCUUAAAGGAGAAGUAACUUGAGACUUUGAAAAACACCAUACUAGUACUUGUGUAGUUGUAUUGUGUUUUAUGUGUAAUGUUGUCUGUGAUAUGUUUAAUCAGUUUCUGUGUGGUUAAUUGUAGGGUUAUAGUAUGUGAACCUCCUAAGUAAUGAUAUUAUUUUGUUAAGACUUUAUCGCUAUAUAUGCUGUCCUUCUUUAAUGAUCUUUGGUAGUUCUGUAUGUUUGAAAUAACCUGAUUCAAUUGUCUUUAGUUCCAUAUCCAAAUUUAAAAAUAAAAUGAUUUUAGAGUGUUUUUUAUUAACUUAGCCAUGAUCUAGGAGGCCCAUUUAUGAAACUUAAUAUCAUUGGGCCAAUGAGUUCAGUUUGAUAUACGAUAAGUGUAAUUAAAUUUUCUUUUAGAUGCAUUGCAAAUUCAAAAAAAGCUUUAUCUUGCAAAAAACAACCUAGCCAAACAAUUCAUUAGAACAAAGCUUAUGGUCAGUAUAUACGUUUAUUUUCAGGAUAAAGAAACAAACUACUGGUUGCACAGGGCCUUUUGAUUUUCUUAACUUUGCCUGACAAGUGUGGACAAAAGAGAUUGAUAUAAUCAUUAAUUGAGCUUAUAGUGUUACUUAACACCUGUUACAUAUGAAUGCCUUAGUGUGGUCAACCAGUUUGUUGUUUAAAUUAAAGGGACUUUUCAGGCACGUAGGAGCUGGGGCUGCAGGGACCGCGACAGCGGCCCCAAUAUUCUGGCUAGUAAUGGCAAUGGGACCGCGAAUAUUUGAUACCGAAGUUCUUCAUAUUGAACAGAAUAAGUCUGAUUGUAUUUAAUUUCAUGUGGCAUGUAAGCAAUCGCUUCUUGCAGUGACGAAUCUUCAUUAGGAGCUCAAUAAGAGCUUUUGUUCAUAAAUAUCUGAAAACUUCACAGAAAAAUUGAAUUAACGAAUAUUUGGAACGAAUAUUAAGUGGUGUUUGUUCAAAAUGAAAUAUAAACCUUAAUUUGAUCCAUGAGAGAGUGUCUAUUUAAUAUUUUUUUUUUCUACUUUUGUAUUGUUGUGUUAUGUAAACUUCUAUAAUCUCUCUCUAAUGUUUCUGUGAUCUCAGCCUUUCCAAGAUUGUGUUACAACUUGGUACUUUUGUAUUGUAUUUAUUGAGAUAGAAAGUGUUGAAGUGUCGUAGUUAUAUUUUUUAGAUGUUUGUCAGAAUUUCAAUUGUGCUUAUAAAUAAUAUGAGUCCAUUGUUGAAUAAAGUAAAAAAAAGUGACACAAAUGACUUGGCUCGACCAUUCAAAGAAUAAGGAGAUCUAGACUACUCACCCUGGCAUUGGCCUCAGGGUCACACUUUGUUUAAGGUUUUGCAUGUAAGCAGAUUUAAGUCAAUAACUACUUGAUGUAUUCCAUUGAAACUUUAUACAACCAAACAUGUUAACUUUUUCUUGCAUUUAAUGCAAAGUUUUCCCCUUUAUUAUUUGACAUAGAAAUUAUUGUUAAGGUUUUGUAUGUUAUUUCAUUUUAUAUUGAUCCAUGCAUGCUUCACCCAAACUUUGCAUACUUAACCUUAAAAGCGGCAGAAAAAUCAAGCGCGCUGUCUCUGUGACAGCUCUUGAUUAUUCUUACAAUUAAUGUAUACUCCUAAAUAAAAAAAAACUGCAUGCACUUUGGAUGACAAUUAGUGAUGCUUUAACUCGAACUCUGCGAAGAUAGCAAAAAAAAAUAGAUAAAGUAAUUUAUGAAUUUCGUAUAGGAUCACGGUACAUGACGGUGCAUUUUUUACUUUAAUGCUUAUUUAAGCUAUUCAAAAUCAAAUAUUUGUGUAUCUUUCCACAAUCACUUUGAAAUGCACGUACUUUCUAUAACUUUAAAUAUAUAUAAUGUGUUCACAUUCAAACAUUGGUUAUUCAUUUGUAUAUGAUUUGUGUAUUUAAAUAACAUUUAUAGGCAAGUUUGUUAAGUUUCAAUGUUUUUAAACUGUCCUUCAAAAGGUGAACCGUGUCGAUGAUACGACCAAGGUCAUCAGUUCUGUCCAUACAAUAGUUGCCGUUGCAAGAUUUGCAACAUGCCCGAAAUCUAUUUCGAAAUAUCACAUGGGAUACGCGACAGAAACAUGUUGGAAAUCUUGCAACGGUAAGGUUGAAUGGUCGAAGGUCGAAAAAGGUUGUAAAUACAAAGACGAAAAAAUAUUGAUGACUUUACAUAAUGAUUUUUUGACUUUAUUCAAUGAUGUUCCAACUUAACAUAAUGAUGAUCUGACUUUAUAUAAUGAAGUCUUAGCUUUAUAAUGAGGGUUUACUUUUCAUGACUUUUUAUCUUUGAAAUAAUGUUUUAGCUUCAUAUAAUUAUAUUUUGCCUACAUAUACAGACUUUAUACCUGUUUAUAAUGAAGUAUAUGUGCAUAAUAAAAUUGAAUGUAUUAGACAUUAAUCUGUUCAAAUGCCAUGUAUCAUUAAUAUGUUUUGUCUAUAUUAUAUUUUCUUAUUCAAAUUAUGGUUUAUCAACAGUUGAAUGCAUGUUUUUUUUUACAUGUUUACGGCAAUAAAGUUCUGUCUGGCUGUUUGUCUGUUUGUCUAUCUUCGUGUAUCUUCAACAAUGUUGUAAUAAGCUAUAAACACUAUUUGAUA
Mya arenaria is the source of this 5592-nucleotide messenger RNA. RefSeq lists its product as uncharacterized. The transcript is spliced from 13 exons. The coding region runs from base 166 to 2286 and encodes 706 amino acids. The record is from RefSeq and is a predicted model, not a curated record. Lineage: Eukaryota; Metazoa; Mollusca; Bivalvia; Myida; Myidae.